Myiozetetes cayanensis is the source of this 3088-nucleotide messenger RNA. It is a transcript of the gene BHLHA15, whose product is annotated as basic helix-loop-helix family member a15. Gene Ontology annotation, molecular function: protein dimerization activity. The coding region runs from base 2151 to 2651 and encodes 166 amino acids. Lineage: Eukaryota; Metazoa; Chordata; Aves; Passeriformes; Tyrannidae. The record is from RefSeq and is a predicted model, not a curated record. The transcript has 2 exons.
CAGGCGAGUCCUGCUUCCCUCGCAGGCUCCUGCUGACAGCCCCUGGCUCUGCUGAGAACCCGCAGCCUUCGCUCCCCGCUGCCCCCGCAGAGCCUCCUGCUGCUCCUGCCUCCCCGCGGGACUCCGCUGUGUUGCCCCCUGGGCCUUAAGCACGUUCUCUGCAACUGGUGCAGGGGUAAGUCACAGUGGAGGGACACCAGCUCUGAUGUACGGCUGCAGAGGGUGGAAAAACGUGUUGGUAUUUGGCUGCUAUCACUCUUUGGUUUCUCUUGACCGCCCCAGUCUGCUGCUCCUGAACUCCUCCUCAGUCUGUUUCCUCCUUGCACACUCGGACCACCUCCCUGGGGGUCCCAGCAGCUCCUGUGGCUCCAUAAGGUCUCUUCUGAGGGUUACAGCAGCGUGCAGCAAUCCUUGGCCAGCUAGGUGCCUUCUUAUCCCAUCGUAUCCCGACUGCUUCUGCUCAGUCUGCAGUUUUAAAGACUACUUUGCUCCCACAGUUUGCUGAAGCUUCCUUUCUCUUGAAUUUUCUUCCACCUUUCUCUCCUGGCUGCCUCCAUGAACCUCUUCUUCACCAAGUCCUAUGGGCUGUUUUCCUUCCAAGCAGCAGCUCUCCCAGCAGUGCUUUGUGCUGUCCUGCAGAUCGGGCCUUUUCUGCUGAGUUACACAAAGAGCCCAGAACAAAUGCAGUGCUUGCCUUUUGUCAUGUUUUCAAGCUGAAGAUACCCGUGUGUCUCCAGCAUUGCUUUGAGGCUCCCACAGCAGAGCUGCUUGGUGCUUUCUCUCAGCAUUCAUCACCCGGGUGCCACCCUCACCCAGCUGCUUUGUGAGUUGCUGUCACCUUUGCUAAAGCUGCUUCCCUGGUAGUAAAGAAGCUGGGGAUGGGCAGGGUGCCCUCCCAGGCAGAGAGCUGAGCCCCUGCCUGCCCAGCAGCUGAGCUUGGCUCUAGAGAAACAAGAAACCAGAGGAGAAGUGGUGUUUACCACAGCACACUGGGAACUGCCACCACCUGCUCCAGCUGAGGGUGAUGUCCUGUGCUGGGGCAGUCACACACCUGGGCUGAGGUUUUGCUUCUUCUUUAGUUUAUUUUUUUAUUGCCUCACCAACUCUCAAGCUGCUCCUGUGUAAUAGUACUGGUAUAAAAAUAUAUUUCAUUUAGACCAAACCUUUCUCUGACUACGUCAAGUGUAAGAGCACAGAAGGAACAUUCUGAGAAUGUCUCUCAGUAACCUGAUGGUUGGUGUCAGAGGCAGGGUGGCUGUAAGGCUGUUGUCUUCAGAUGUAGUGUGGGCACAGAAUCUGGGCUGAGGGAGGGUAAAAUAUCAAUGCAGUCAUCUGCCCUGCUAAUGUGGGGGAAGGAGCAUUGCUGUGUCUUUUUGGAUAACCUGGAAAAUAACCUGCCCUGCUGCUGUUGAUCUGGCAGGAACUGCAGUUAGCCCUGCACUUAAUGGAUUAUUGUUGGAAGAGGGAAGUGCUUGUUUUUGUGUGUGUGUGGGGACUGGCCCAGAAUGCAGAAAUGCUGCAGCUGAAAACACGUGGCUGACUCGGAGUGUCUGAGCCUCUCCAGGAAGGGAGUGUGCCGUGUGUCCCUCUAGUGGACUGCUCAAAGCCAUGGUGGGAACUGGAAACAGCAAUUGCCAGGAGUACGAGCCUGAGGGUUCUGUCUAACACCCCCCACAGGCAGAGUGAAGCAGUGCAUGGUUUUAUUAUGGUGUGGGGUAUGAGCUGUGACACAACAGGAAAGUAUGAGAUCAAAAAGUAGAGGCAACAUGUUAUCAAAUCUGACUGACCAUUGUACUCCACAGGUGUUUGGAGUUGUGGUUCAUUAUUCUACAGGAAGAUUGGAUUAGCUUGGAGACCAUUUUCUCUUAUGUACAGUGAGAAAAGGGAAGUCUCUCUAAUUUGAGACCUUCUAAGAAAGCAGAGGCAUCUGUUUUUCACCAGUCAACUUGAGUAACAACAUUCACAACCUGUAAGACCGACAUCACUAAAUUGAGAGCCAGUGCCGGUUUUCCAGUAAGUGAACCAAGUAAAUACAUCAAACCAACCUGCACUGGCUCAUUGGUUCAGCAGGGAACUGUGCAGCAGUCAGAGACAUCGGUGUCAUGUUUUAACAGCACGUUGGUGCUUAACACCAGCACCUCCAGCAAACCAUGAAGACUAAAACCAAAGGAAAGAAGCAAAGGCAAACUGCUGACAAAGAAGGGUUUUCCGAGGAGCCGGCAAUGAGAAAAAAAGAACUGGUGAAAUGUUUGCGACGCAGAGAAAGGAGGAAUGGGCCAAACAAGGAGAGCAGCAAGAUGACUGCAGCCAGAGCCAAGAGCCCUUGGAGCACCAAGGACAGGCACCUGAGGAGGCUGGAGAGCAACGAGCGGGAGAGGCAGAGAAUGCACAAGCUCAACAACGCGUUCCAGGCCCUGCGCGAGGUGAUCCCUCACGUGAGGGCUGAGAACAAACUGUCCAAAAUAGAGACCCUCACACUGGCCAAAAACUACAUCAAAUCCUUGACCUCCAUUAUACUCAAUAUGUCCAAUGGACACUUUCCAGCAGCAGAAGGGGUGGGAGGAACCUGGGGGUCCAAAUUGUACCAACAUUAUCAACAGCAACAUGGGGAGGAUGACCAUGAGGAACAUCUACAGAAAUGUUCCAUGUAGAUUCAUAGCUUCAGCCUAAGAAAGCUUUGCAGAUGUUUACAUCAACAAGUAUUUUAGAAGUUUUUAUGCUUUGCAAGGUUCCAAAAUUAUCAGAGCAGAUCCCUAAAAGAUAAAUAUCAAGAUAAAUACUUCGAUUUAGUGACUGAUUUCCCAUAGGGUCACUUCAGCCAUCAGUUUUCAUUUCCUCUGUGGCUGGGAGAUCACAGCAGGCACUGCAAGGUUUCCAGACCAUCCAGCCUCAUGAAGACUUUCUUUAGUGAGUGUCUGGCUAUCCUUGCAAUACAAAUAAUAAAUAAGGGACAAAUGGCUUAUUUUUGCCAAAAUAAUGAUAAAAAUGCUUUGGGAUAGUAUUAAGUUAGACAUGGUUUAGCCAAUUUAAAUUAUUUGCUAACGAAGCCUGUGAUGUGAUCGUGUUCUUUUGGGGUUAGUGUUAAAUU